This is a messenger RNA of Callorhinchus milii (elephant shark), 2786 nucleotides long. Its product is annotated as alpha-1,6-mannosylglycoprotein 6-beta-N-acetylglucosaminyltransferase A. The coding region runs from base 389 to 2599 and encodes 736 amino acids. Gene Ontology annotation, cellular component: Golgi apparatus. The transcript has 18 exons. Gene Ontology annotation, molecular function: alpha-1,6-mannosylglycoprotein 6-beta-N-acetylglucosaminyltransferase activity. The record is from RefSeq and is a predicted model, not a curated record. Gene Ontology annotation, biological process: protein N-linked glycosylation. Lineage: Eukaryota; Metazoa; Chordata; Chondrichthyes; Chimaeriformes; Callorhinchidae.
GGGGCUGCCGGGAGCGGAGAAGCCCUGGGAAUCGGAAGUGGCCGGUGCUGGGGCUGCGCUGGUGAGCGCGAGCGGCGGCGGGGGUGGAACAGCUGGAGUUUGGACACAGAAUUGAUUUUUGGCCAGGACAAAUGCUGGAAGUCAGCAGAAAGGCUGAAUUUGGAAUGCAACUAGAAGAAGUUUAUCAAAUUAAUAGUCAAUUGAACUAAAUCGGAAUCUGUUCUUACGAAAAGGAAAAGAGUGCAUGCGAAAUGAAGAGGAUCUAAUGCAGUAGACGUACUGUAAUAUUCUACCAUAGAAGAUUUGAAAAUGACCUUGUCUCAAUGAUGUAAUCCAUUUCCACUUACCUGCAAAAGGAGACAACAGUUUUGACCCCAGUGUUACAAACAUGUUUGGAAAUCCCUGUAGAAGAAAAGCAUCUCAGAAACUAAGUGUUUUGCUGAUCAUUUUUGGGUUUGUUUGGGGAUUGAUGCUUCUUCGAUACACUAUUCAGUAUCCAAGACACGAAAACAGUGUUAAAUUACGUGAGCAGAUUCUAGAACUAAGUAAAAGAUAUGUUCGAGUACUAGCGGAAGAAAAUCAGAAUAUGAUAGAUGGUGCAUCAAUGGCAGGUUCUGCUGAUCUAAAGAAGACAAUUGCUGUCCUCCUUGAUGACAUAUUGCAGCGCCUGGGGAAACUGGAAAACAAAGUAGACGACAUUGCUACAAUUGGCUCUACAAACAGCACCAACAGUACAAGUGGGAAUGUUGUUCAAGCUCCUCCCAGUAAACAAGGGAAUGUUCCAGUGAUUUCAGACCUGUGUGGUUUAACAUCAAUAGAUGGUUUUCCACAUUGUGAAGAGAAAAUAAUGUGGAUGAAGGAGAUGUGGCAGUCUGAAUCUUGUUAUGCAAAUUAUGGUGUAAAUGGAUCUACGUGCUCAUUUAUUGUUUAUCUCAGUGAGGUUGAGAAUUUUUGCCCUAUGCAUCCAGUAAGAAUAAGGCAAAUUGCAGAUGACACUGCCUUAAAACCCAAGGUACAAAUUUUGGCUAGUCUGGAAGGUUUGAUUGAAUUACUAUCUUCACGAGAAGAACUUUUAUGGAUAAAACAACGAAUACAAAGGAUGGAAGGAAAAUGGAUAACUGCUUUAACAUCUUUGGUUAAAAAGCAGAAUUUAGAACAUCAACCAAAGAAAAAGAUUUUAUUGCAUUUAGGUCUUUUGACAAAGGAAUCGGGAUUUAAAAUAGCUGAGAACGCUUUUAAGGGAGGUCCACUUGGAGAGCUGGUUCAGUGGAGUGACCUGAUCGCCUCUGUUUAUUUACUAGGUCACUCCAUGACACUUUCUACAUCAGUGAUGGAGCUGAAAAGUCACUUGAGCACCCUCACUGGAAAUACUGCUGGAUGUCCUAUCAGGGGAGAAAAGCUGCUGGACCUUAUAUACAUUGACAUUGUAGGUUUAAAACAACUGAACAGUAUACUUGGAGCAUCCUUUACCCAUUAUCGGUGUGUGCUGCGAGUUCUUGAUUCCUUUGGAACUGAGCCAGAAUUUAAUCACGCUCAAUAUGCCAAGAAGAAAAACCAUGGGUCGCCUUGGGGUAAACUCAAUCUGAUCCCAAAACAGUUCUACAACAUGUUUCCCCACACACCUGACAACAGCUUCCUGGGCUUUGUGGUGGAACAGCAUUUUAACAGUGAUAACAUCACUCAGCUUCGUAAAAACCAAAGGACUAAUAAAGCUCUGGUUUAUGGUAAACUGGCAGAGUAUUGGGAGGAUAAAACCUCUUACCUGGAUAUUGUCAGAAAAAAAGCUGAGGUCCAUGGUACAUUUCACAAUGAACAUAGAGUACAGAUACCGGACUAUGUUGUCAAUCAUGGAAUUCUCAAUGGGCUAAACCUUCAGCUCUUGCUAAGCAAGUCUAAGGUCUUUGUAGGCCUGGGAUUCCCCUAUGAAGGUCCUGCACCAUUGGAAGCAAUAGCAAAUGGUUGUAUCUUUUUGAAUCCAAAAUUUAGGCCUCCAAAGAACAGACAAAACACAGAUUUUUUCAAGAAGAAGCCAACUUUCCGAGAGCUAUCCUCUCAGCAUCCAUAUGCAGAGAUUUAUAUUGGGAAGCCUCAUGUAUGGACUGUUGACAUUGAAAACCCCAGUGAAGUAGAAGCAGCACUGGAUCAAAUCAUGGAACUGCAGGUUGAGCCAUAUUUGCCAUACGAAUUCACAAAUGAAGGAAUGUUGGAAAGAUUAAAUUGGUUCAUUGCGAAACAGGAUUUCUGCCGCCAGAGAGAAAUAUGGCCACCACUGACUGCGCUCAGGACAAAAACUGCCAAACCCCACCAGUCCUGUGUUGAAGUCUGCCAGGAAAGCCAACUGAUUUGUGAGCCUGCUUUCUUCUACCAUCUCAACAAGCAGGCAGAGCUUGAGAGAUAUGGGAUACACUGUAAGACUUUAGAAAGACACAGUGAUCUAUAUGCACCUUCCUAUGACCCUGCAAACCAGAAGUGUGUGCUCCAGUCAGAUUACCUGCUCUUCAGCUGUGCAGGAUCACAUGAAAAUUACAAUCGAAUUUGUCCCUGUCGAGACUACGUCAAAGGACAGGUUGCUCUCUGCCAGCACUGUUUGGAGAAAUGAUUGCACAGCUAAUCUACUUUGUUUACAGAAGCAAAACAUACUGCUGUCAAAUGGUUUAUCAAAAGGGAAAUCAAUAGCAAACGUACGCAAGCGAAAACAUAAUGACUUUUUAUAAAAGAAAAAUGAGUGAACCAAAAAACUAUUAUAUAAGAUCAAGUCUUAAAUUUCAAAGAUGAAAUCAGAUUAU